CAGAAACCACUGCAAUGCAGCAACAAAGGCCGAAAGAAAAGAAAAUCGUAUCUUCGUAAUAUCCGACGACUUUGAGGUGAUCGGAUGUGGCUUGUCCUCCAGUAGAUGGUUUGUGCCAUGUAAUUGAAGCCUUAGUGAUUAAUUCGUCGGUGAAACCGCAUUUGAGCGAUGUUUUCGUGUGCUUUAGUCAAACGUAAUCAAGGGUGUCUUACCAAAUGCUGCCAGAUUGAAGUUUAAAAAGAGUGGCUUAGUUCUCUGACAUUCCGACGCAGAAUGGUCGCGGCCAAAGUUGACGUUUUAGUUUCUUGGCUCUUCGCCCUUUCAUCAAUGGCUCUGGUUACUUCAACUUAUGGCAAAUAUUACCCCUACAAAAAAUGUGUCCCAAAGCUUCAUCAGCAUCAUUUAUGGCUUUUGAAAGACAAAUGUGCGCAGAACAGUAACUGUGAACAUCUUGAGAGAUGUACAACAUUUCAUGGUAGUAUUGUAGUUCGGUCCUUAUUUGGUGAAACUCGUAAAGUGCUCUACGAUGCCUCUUUCCCCGCUCUUAGGGAGAUAACUGGAUAUUUGAUUGUCAUUUAUCUUAAAGAUCUCCCUAGUCUUAGUAAUCUGUUUCCAAACUUAGCAGUUAUCAGAGGCCAGGAGCAAAUUGUUCAUUAUUCUCUGGUAAUUUACAAUACUUUGCUAGAAAGAGUCAUUUUGCCAUCAUUAACAGUCAUCAAAUCUGGAGGUGUUAGAAUUGAUCACAAUGACAGAAUGUGUUACAUCAAGACCAUUAAUUGGAGGUCAAUAGUUCUAGACAAAGCACACACAGAGGAAAAUUUUGGGAUUUCAUUUUAUAAAAACAAUGAAAAUUGCUAUAACAAAUGCCUUGUUGGACAAUGCUAUGCUCCAUCUGGCCAUGAUAGUCCAAGACAACAGCAUUGCUUUGGACCAGGAAGUAGAAGUAACCCAGAAUGCCAAAAAUUGUGCAAGUCAUUUUGUGGUGCGCAUGGAUGUGUUGAUGGCACAGUAGACCAAUGUUGUCAUUCCGAAUGUCUUGGUGGCUGCACGGUGAAGGAAUCUAAUCGCCAUUGUCACGCUUGCAUGAACUACAGAACUGGGAAAUACGGCUUCUGCGUAUCACAGUGUCCAGAUGGAAUGCAUGUUGUGAAAAACUUCGAAUGUGGCAAACAAUGUCCGUUUUGGCAGUACUGGAUGAUCCCUGCUUUGAGAUACUACAAGCAUAACGGACACUGCGUAAAAGAAUGUCCAGCUGGUUAUACUGGAAACAACGUAACAAGAUAUUGUGACAAAUGCGAGAAAUCUCUAUGUCCAAGAGAAUGCGAAUUUAGAGUCGGUGUAAAUAUUGAUGUAUUGUCAAGUGCCAAAGUAUUGUCAGGGUGUACAGUUGUGAAAGGGAAUAUCAAUAUUGAGCUUCGCGGAGGACCGAGCAAUGUCAUUGAGAAACUGGAGGAGCAUCUUGGGUCAAUACAAACUGUUAAAGGGUUCAUUGAAAUACGAGAAUCAGAAGCUCUGACGUCACUAAGUUUCUUCAGAAGUCUACAGUCGAUUGAGCCAAGUUAUUUGUUGCAGAAAGACUUCGCGCUUCUGGUGUUCCGCAAUUCCAAUCUGAAGUCACUGUGGACACCUAAGAAGCUGUUUGUUAGCAAAGGCCGACUGCUGUUUCAUAGCAACCCAUAUUUGUGUCCAGGUGAAAUUAAAGCGCUUGAAAAGAAGCUGGUUGGCAAUAAGUUAACGACAGUAACAGAGUCAAAGAAUGGCUAUCUUGGUGCUUGUAACUUCGAGAAAUUCAACAUAACUGUUUCAGAAAUGAAAGGAUCGAUACUUUGUGGUUUUGGAGAGACCAAAUGCGUCAAUGUCUCUUGGUACCAUGACAAGAAGAAGAUUGAUCAGCGUGAUAUCUUCUACAUUGUUAAAUAUCGUAUGAUCUCUGGCGAUACGAGAGGGAAGCCGAAGAGGAAAUCAGACGACACCUGUGGUGCUGCGAAAUGGUCUCAAGAAGACGUUGAUUUUCCAACAUUUAUACCAGAUCCCAAAUCAAACUCCACGAAGUUCCCGAUGCACAAAAUUAUCUCAAAGCUUAAGCCAUUUGGAGUUUAUGCGUUUUUCGUGGAAACCUACGUUCUUGAAGGCGAGGGAAGAAAGAGUGAUAUUGUUCAAAUUCGGCUUUCAGAGUCAGGUCCAGGAAGACCUCUAGGCCUAAAAGCCUCGUAUCUUUCAACAUCUGACAUAGAGAUCACAUGGAAAGCCCCCGAUAAUCCCAAUGGAGUGAUUACAGAAUACAGGAUAUACUAUGAAGUAAAACAGUAUUCUUUCUGGAGGUCAAAGCUAAAUUGGUGCUCACGGGAUGUGACGUCAGUGUCCUCAAGCACAGUGGAGGAGACACAAGGGAACACAGACCCUUCAAAAUCUCUACCUGUUAACAAUGGCUACUGCCCGAGAAACAUAACAUGUGACUGCGAAACAAGUGUCGAAGAAUCGCGUCGAAUUGUAGAAGACAGAAAUUUCGCGUUGUUUAACAGGGAUUUUGAGGGUGCUAUUAUCAUGAAGAUUUUCACCAAGCCUUCAAAAGAUGACGACGAUGAUAAGAAAAAGAAAACGUUUUCGAAGAAGAAAAAGAGGAUGAAUUUUCCGUCAAUCGGCAAAAUAUCAAAGCUACCUGACUGUAAUGGUGAUUCAAAGUCGGGCAACUGCACACCGAAACCAUCACCAACAGCAAAGACAACCAAAGGUCUCGCUCCAACCAGUUCACGGUCAAUGGGUGCCAAAAGACCCUCCACUGACCCUUUUCUGAACAAAACAAAUACAAUUAUUACGCCUAUUAAGAAAUUUGACAGCGUCGAUGGCAAAACAUUAAAAUAUGUAAUCAAAGAUUUGCCGUACUUCCAAGAGUAUAAAAUCAAGGUCUGCCCUUGUAAUAAAGCUGGUUGUCGGAAAUCGACAGUUGGAUGUGCCAGCGUUUUCGGUCAAACGGAUGCAAAUUCUACUGCUGACAUCAUCCCCGGGUCUGUGAAAGUCAAUGUCAUAGGCGACUCGUAUAAUGUCAGCUGGAUGGCUCCAAUCGCUCCGAACGGAAUCGUUCUCCGAUACGACAUUCGUACAAAGCACAGUGUGAAUCAAGAGCGCCUUCGUUGCCGUCUUGGCCACCUGCCAACUACACUCAUUGAAAGAGGAUUCGUAUCUGGAAACUAUUCCAUACGAAUCCGAGCCGUGACACCGGCCGGUGAUGGUCCUUGGACCGACCUUACGUUCUUUACAAUUGAAGACCAAGUUGCACUGGAAACCAAGGGAUCAAAUACGAUCAUUAUUGGUGUUGGCAGUGCGGCUGCGUUUCUGAUCAUUCUGCUUGCUCUGGCGAUUGUAUACUACACUUAUGUUAGAAAGACAGCACAGAUGGGUGUUCCUGGCGUGCUGUAUGCAUCUGUGAACCCUGAGUAUCUAAAUUCAAACGAAGUUUACAUACCCGACGAAUGGGAGGUGCCUCGUGAAAAGAUUGAGUUAAUCAAAGAACUUGGUAAAGGUUCUUUUGGCAUGGUCUACGAGGGCAUUGGGUACGACAUAGUUGAGGAAGAGCCGAGACUACGGGUAGCCGUUAAGACCGUGAAUGAGAAUGCAUCAAUACGCGAUCGCAUCGAGUUCCUGCAAGAGGCAUCCAUAAUGAAAGCGUUCAACUGCCAUCAUAUAGUACGACUACUUGGUGUUGUGUCGCAAGGACAGCCAACAUUAGUUGUCAUGGAGCUCAUGGAGCGGGGCGACUUGAAAACGUUCUUAAGAAAUCGAAGACCGGAGGAACGAGGUGGCAAUCUGCCACCAACCCUCGCAGAGGUGUUGCAAAUGGCAGCUGAAAUCGCUGAUGGCAUGUCAUACCUUGCGACGCGAAAAUUCGUCCAUCGAGAUUUGGCAGCGCGAAACUGCAUGGUUUCGGCAGAUUUUACGGUGAAAAUUGGCGAUUUUGGAAUGACUCGAGAUGUAUACGAAACCGAUUAUUAUCGCAAAGGUGGAAAGGGACUCCUGCCAGUAAGAUGGAUGGCUCCAGAAAGUCUUCGAGACGGUAUAUUUACAACGGCUUCAGACGUGUGGUCAUACGGUGUAGUCUUAUGGGAAAUGGCUACACUGGCAGCACAGCCUUAUCCUGGGAAAUCUAAUGAAGAUGUUCUUAGAUUCGUUGUCGACGGGGGAGUGCUCGAACAACCUGAUGAUUGUUCCGAUCGCUUGUAUAAUAUGAUGUGCAACUGCUGGAAAAACGACCCCCGGGCACGACCUUCUUUCUUGGAAGUGGUACAGUUUUUAGAAAACGAUAUAUCUGAGACUUUCGAGCAAGUGUCUUUCUACCACGAAAUGAAAAGAAAACUGUUCGAGGCAACGGAAACUAACCUACUGAAAGGUCCAGACCAAAUGAAUGCUGUGCAAGUGAGACGAGGCAGUCUAAAGAUGGGGGCGCCCCUUGCCGAUCGCAAAGGUCGGGAAUCCGUCACAUCUGAUUCGGGUGCUGAAGAAAACUGGAAAACAGAGGCAGACCGUUGCUUAGAAUGUUCUAAAAAAUCUUGUGACGAGCGAAGCAAAAGUAUGUAUGAUAAUGAUGGGGAAGAAUUAAAUGUGCGAUACGUAGAAAUGCCUGGAAACGCGGGAGGAAAAUCGAGCAAAGAAGAUGGAAAACCUGUCCCUGUAUAAAAAUUCAUCACUGGUGUUAUCGUCAUAUCUAAUAAACUAAGUGGCAGAAAUUGUUUUUGUGUCAAACAAUGUUUUUAUUAAAGUAUAUUUAUUUCUUGUGGAUGCUCUGCCUGCCACUCAUUUUUUUCUCACUCAUGUUGUUAUGUUCCUUCACAUUUAGCAAACUGUUGUAUAUUUUUCGAUAAAUUGUAAAUUCUAUCAAAUUUUUGGAGAUCGUACUUUGUUCUAAGUGCACAGAUAGUUCGCACGGCAUUUUUGUGGAUUUUUGUAGCCAAAGGGGCUUUUCCAUUAACUACAAGAUACCAAAGGGUCUCAAUGGUACAUAUUUUGAUCGCAUAGCUUUAAUCGAUGAAUUCAAACGAUUGUACCAACAAUUGUAUAUUUAAUGACAUGGCGUUGAGCUUCUUAAUAUUGUGGCAAAAAGGCUGAAUUUCUCGAAGAAAAAAACUGCAGGAGCAAUAAACAGGAAUUGAACGACGUAAGUAGGUAAUUGUUACAAGAUUUCAGCCCAAAUAAGGUCGUUGGUUAUCAAAGCCUUCGCCACCAAUCUAGGGGAGCAAUGUCAAUGCCUCUAGCCCCCAAACAAUGAUUGUUUAAUAAAUUUGCCUUACGAUGUUUUACUUCUGGAUUCUGGUUUCAUGUCUUUGUUAUAGCCUAUAACUUUGUUUAAAUAGAAAUUUGAGCUAAUUCAAAUCUUAGAUUUGGAGAAAAAUUUCGGGCCAUGCCCCCUGCUCCCUGUGGUGAAGUCCCUGCUUAUUAUCAACAUUUUUGUUGUGCAAAUAUUUUGUGGCAGGAACAAAGCCUUUGGCCCCUAAAAAAGUUCACUUUAAUCCCCAUGAACUUUGUUAAAGAUUUAGUUAUAAUAAUAAACAUUUUUAAACAGUAUUAUUUUACCGAGUUUUAUUCAUUCAAAUAUCCUUGAAGAAACAAUAUUUAAGAUUUUUUUGUUCGAAUUUUGAAUAACUUUGCUUCGUUUUGAAAACGUAUUUUAGAGAUGUUGCUGUAAAUAGUCUUGCUCUAGCUAGAUAUUGGCUUUUUGUAUCGAAGUUUUUUAUCUAGUUCAGGUUUUUUAUUAGUCUGUAGUAUAGAAUUUUAAAGUAAGCUAGCAAAUUUCGUUGUUAGUCUAGGCUAAAUCUUGUAUCAUGCAUUAAAAUUCACAAAUAUU
Rhopilema esculentum is the source of this 5836-nucleotide messenger RNA. Its product is annotated as putative insulin-like peptide receptor. NCBI's taxonomy places the organism in Eukaryota, Metazoa, Cnidaria, Scyphozoa, Rhizostomeae, Rhizostomatidae. The record is from RefSeq and is a predicted model, not a curated record. Gene Ontology annotation, molecular function: ATP binding; transmembrane receptor protein tyrosine kinase activity; protein binding. Gene Ontology annotation, biological process: multicellular organism development; cell surface receptor protein tyrosine kinase signaling pathway; protein phosphorylation. Gene Ontology annotation, cellular component: plasma membrane; signaling receptor complex.